CUUACUGUAUCUUCCAUGAGGGAUCUGCUCAAUAAAUUGUCUCUGCUAUCGCAGAGGCCUAUCAAAAGCUCCGGCCGGAGCUUGGUUAUUGAGAUAGCAGCAUUGGCCGCUGCCGGAGCCGGUGUAUUAUGGUCAAACGACCGCAAUUCUGAUACCAAAACCACCAUAUCAGUUUCAGUCUCCCCUCAAUUGCGCGAAUUAGCGUUUCUGGCAUGUCCAGCUAAAGUAGAAACUCCUCCAUUUUUGCCAUCUGACGAUUCGCCAUUAGGGCUUAAGCGGCUACUUUUCUCUAGAACCGAUUCAGUUCCGUCAACGGAUUAUAGGAAAGAUGCUUCUGGCGAAGUGGGAGAUGGUUCGAAAUGUUGUCCUGGAUGUUUAGGUAGAGACUCUAUCGCCAAUGCAGCUUCUACGGUUGGUCCUGCUGUCGUCAACUUGUCUGUAGCACAAGGUUUAUAUGGAAUGCCUUUGGGAAAGAGUAUAGGCUCAGGAACCAUUAUAGAUUCUGAUGGUACAAUCUUAACUUGUGCUCAUGUCGUUGUAGACUUCCAAAGCAUGAGAACUGUAUCGAAGGGGAAGGUUGAUGUGACUCUACAAGAUGGUAGGAUGUUUGAAGGUACAGUUGUCAAUGCUGAUUUCCAUUCUGACAUUGCUGUUGUGAAGAUCAAAUCAAAAACUCCACUGCCAACGGCUAAACUUGGGUCGUCAUUUAAGCUUCGUCCAGGAGACUGGGUGAUUGCCAUGGGCUGCCCCCUUUCUCUUCAAAAUACAAUUACAGCUGGUAUUGUCAGUUGCGUUGACCGUAAAAGCAGCGACUUAGGUCUUGGUGGGAUGCAUAGAGAGUAUCUACAGACAGAUUGUGCAAUCAAUGAGGGAAACUCCGGUGGACCCCUUGUUAAUCUUAAUGGAGAAGUUGUUGGAGUUAAUAUUAUGAAAAUAAUGGCUGCUGAUGGUUUAAGUUUUGCUGUACCAAUUGACUCAGUUUCCAAGAUUGUUGAGCACUUCAAGAAAAUUGGGCGAGUUGUUCGGCCUUGGCUUGGAUUGAAAAUGCUUGAUCUUAAUGAGUUGAUUAUAGCUCAGCUGAAAGAAAGAGAUCCCAUGUUCCCUGAUGUCAGCAAAGGUGUGCUUGUGACCAUGGUAACGCCAGGAUCCCCGGCUGAUCAUGCUGGAUUCCGCCCAAGAGAUGUAGUCAUUGAAUUUGAAGGGAAGCCUGUUGGAAGCAUCAAGGAGAUCAUUGAGAUAAUGCGAGAUAAGGUUGGGAGACCCUUGAAGGUGAUUGUCAAAAGAGGAAACACCAACUUAGUAAGUCUGAUUGUCGUGCCAGAGGAGGGAAACCCAGACAUGUAAAACACUUUACAGGAGGAUGAUACCCUUAUUCCUCCCCCCCCCCCCCCCAAAAAAAAAAAAAAAAAAAAAGUAAAAUCAUACAGAAGGCAAAGCAUCUGCCAUGAGGUCAUUCUUUG
Telopea speciosissima is the source of this 1460-nucleotide messenger RNA. RefSeq names its product putative protease Do-like 14. The coding region runs from base 16 to 1344 and encodes 442 amino acids. NCBI's taxonomy places the organism in Eukaryota, Viridiplantae, Streptophyta, Magnoliopsida, Proteales, Proteaceae. Gene Ontology annotation, molecular function: protein binding; serine-type endopeptidase activity. The transcript has 11 exons. Gene Ontology annotation, biological process: proteolysis. The record is from RefSeq and is a predicted model, not a curated record.